Trifolium pratense (red clover) is the source of this 2676-nucleotide messenger RNA. RefSeq names its product phenylalanine ammonia-lyase. Lineage: Eukaryota; Viridiplantae; Streptophyta; Magnoliopsida; Fabales; Fabaceae. Gene Ontology annotation, cellular component: cytoplasm. The record is from RefSeq and is a predicted model, not a curated record. Gene Ontology annotation, biological process: L-phenylalanine catabolic process. The coding region runs from base 386 to 2560 and encodes 724 amino acids. Gene Ontology annotation, molecular function: phenylalanine ammonia-lyase activity. The transcript has 2 exons.
ACCAAACCUUAGAUACAUCAAUUCUAUAAUGAAUUUAAAAAGUAAAAUUUUUCUUAUAUAUAGGACUUAUCAGAUUCAUUUAAUAAUUAAUGUACAUGGUCUAUAAUACAGGUCAAAUACAUUAAUUAUUCAAAGUAUCUAAGAAAUUGAUUUUUGCUUAUAAUUAAGAAUUUUGGUGGAGUAGAUAAUGUAGCCCCCAAAAUAAACCUUUAAAUUUUAUUUUGAUGCCAAACAUACAAACCUCUAUAUAAAGCUCAACUACUCUUCCUUCACAUCUCAAGAAAUUUACAACUCUUUCAUUCUUUCAUAUUUUGUUUUAAGUUUCCAUUCUCUUUCAAAAUUUCUCUUUAGCUACCAAAUCAUAAUUAACAAAGUAACACUUAAGAUGGAAGCAGUAGCAGCAGCCAUAACAAAAAACAACAAUGGUUAUGAUUCAUUUUGUUUGAGUCAUGCUAAUGCUAAUAACAUGAAAGUGAAUGGUGCUGAUCCUUUGAAUUGGGGUGUGGCUGCUGAGGCAAUGAAAGGGAGUCACUUGGAUGAGGUGAAGCGUAUGGUGGAGGAGUACCGGAAACCGGUGGUCCGUCUUGGUGGUGAGACACUGACAAUUUCUCAGGUGGCUGCCAUUGCUGCACAUGAUGGUGCCACAGUGGAGCUGUCGGAAUCUGCUAGAGCCGGCGUUAAGGCGAGCAGUGACUGGGUUAUGGAGAGUAUGAACAAAGGUACUGAUAGUUACGGUGUCACCACAGGGUUCGGCGCUACCUCGCACCGCCGAACCAAACAAGGUGGUGCUUUGCAGAAAGAGCUCAUAAGGUUUUUGAAUGCUGGAAUAUUUGGAAAUGGAACUGAGUCAAACCACAUCCUACCACACACAGCAACACGAGCAGCCAUGUUAGUAAGAAUCAACACACUUCUACAAGGUUAUUCAGGCAUUAGAUUUGAAAUCUUAGAAGCCAUAACCAAGCUCCUUAACAACAAUAUUACUCCAUGUUUACCACUUCGCGGUACAAUCACAGCUUCGGGAGAUUUAGUGCCUCUUUCUUACAUUGCUGGUUUACUAACUGGUAGACCAAAUUCAAAAGCUCAUGGGCCCUCUGGAGAAAUACUUAAUGCUAAAGAAGCUUUUCAAUUGGCUGGAAUCAAUGCUGAUUUCUUUGAGUUACAACCGAAAGAAGGUCUUGCACUUGUUAAUGGAACUGCUGUUGGUUCUGGUUUAGCUUCUAUUGUUCUGUUUGAGGCUAACAUAUUGGCGGUGUUGUCUGAAGUUCUAUCUGCAAUUUUCGCUGAAGUUAUGCAAGGGAAGCCUGAAUUUACCGAUCAUUUGACACAUAAGUUGAAGCACCACCCUGGUCAAAUUGAGGCUGCUGCUAUUAUGGAACACAUUUUGGAUGGAAGUGCUUAUGUUAAGGCAGCAAAAAAGUUGCAUGAGAUUGAUCCUUUACAGAAACCAAAACAAGAUAGAUAUGCACUUAGAACUUCACCACAAUGGCUUGGUCCUCUAAUUGAAGUGAUUAGAUUCUCUACCAAGUCAAUUGAGAGAGAGAUCAACUCUGUCAAUGACAACCCUUUGAUUGAUGUUUCAAGAAACAAGGCUUUGCAUGGCGGGAAUUUUCAAGGAACACCUAUCGGAGUAUCCAUGGAUAAUACACGUUUGGCUCUUGCAUCAAUUGGGAAACUUUUGUUUGCUCAAUUCUCCGAGCUUGUAAAUGAUUUUUACAACAACGGAUUGCCUUCAAAUCUCUCCGCCAGUAGAAAUCCGAGCUUGGAUUACGGGUUCAAGGGAUCCGAAAUUGCCAUGGCUUCCUAUUGUUCUGAGUUACAAUAUCUUGCAAAUCCAGUUACAACUCAUGUCCAAAGUGCCGAGCAACACAACCAAGAUGUGAACUCUUUAGGUUUAAUUUCUUCUCGAAAAACAAAAGAAGCCAUUGAGAUCCUUCAACUCAUGUCUUCCACAUUCUUGAUUGCACUUUGCCAAGCAAUUGAUUUAAGACAUUUGGAGGAGAACUUGAAAAACUCAGUCAAGAAUACCGUAAGCCAAGUGGCCAAAAAGACCUUAACUGUAGGUGUCAAUGGAGAACUUCAUCCUUCAAGAUUCUGUGAAAAAGACUUGUUGAAAGUGGUUGAUAGGGAGCAUGUGUUUUCCUAUAUUGACGAUCCUUGUAGUGCGACAUACCCCUUGUCGCAAAAACUCAGGCAAGUGCUAGUAGAACAUGCUUUAGUCAAUGGAGAAAGUGAGAAGAAUUCGAACACAUCAAUCUUCCAAAAGAUUGCAACUUUUGAGGAAGAGUUGAAGACCCUCUUGCCAAAAGAGGUUGAAAGUGCAAGGACUGCAUAUGAGAGUGGAAACUCAACAAUUGCAAACAAGAUUAAUGGAUGCAGAUCUUAUCCACUUUACAAGUUUGUGAGAGAGGAGUUGGGAACUUCUUUGCUAACUGGAGAAAGAGUCAUUUCACCAGGUGAGGAGUGUGACAAGCUAUUCACAGCUAUGUGUCAAGGGAAAAUCAUUGAUCCUCUUCUUGAAUGUUUGGGAGAGUGGAAUGGUUCUCCUCUUCCAAUUUGUUAACUUUAUUAGUUAAUUUUAAAAAUGUUUUAUUUGUAUCUAUGCAAGUGUAGCAAUAAUCAUUUGAUUUUUCAUGUCUUUUGACAAAAUUAAUACAUGAAAAAUAAGCUUCAUUUCAA